AUGGGCGAGGACGGCAUAAAACUGCUUCAGCAGAGGCUGGCCGAACGAACCCGCGAACAUAAAGCAACGCGAGAAGCAGCCCUAGAGAGCAAAUUUCGUAAGCUGCCUGCUCCAAUGUCAUCCAAGAACGACAAACUGGUGCACAACUUGUCGUCAAAGGAGCUGACGGAGGAACAAAUGCAGGUUUUACGGCAUGAGGCCUCAUUCAACACAGCCGAUGCCAAACCUGCCAACAUGAUCGCAGCAGUGGAAUCAAUCCUCAGCCAGACGGGAGCGACAGACGAAACGAAGAACCUAAUUCGACACCAAGUGUCCUCCCUCCUCAUGGCUCAUAGGCCGCGCGAUGUGCUUUCCAAGGUCGAGCGCGAUGCACUUAAGGAACUCAGGGCCGAUAACGACCUCGUUAUCGUGCCUGCGGACAAGGGGCGUUCAACGGUCGUAUUGGACAGGACAGACUACAAUCAAAAAGCCAAAAGCUUGUUGGAGGAUCGUCAGUCCUAUGUCCCAUGCGAAUUCAACCCCAUGAAAACGCUGACACGCGAGAUUAACGCGACGCUGUUGGCAAUGGAGAACUCAGGUGCAAUAUCGCCCAUCGACCGACGCAUGGCGAGAGCACAAGAAACGGCCCCAGCCCGAUUCUACGGUCUCCCAAAAGUGCACAAGGAGGGCGCUCCUCUCCGGCCUAUCGUAUCACUAAAGGGCACUCCAACCUACGGACUGGCAAAGUGGCUGUUCCAACGUCUCAAGUUUCUGACCUCCGAUUCAAACACCACAGUCAGCUCGUCAACGCAAUUCUUGGAGAAACUUAACGGAGUAAGUCUCCUGCCAAGCGAUAUCAUGGUUUCCUUUGAUGUCACUUCCCUUUUUACUUCUAUCCCGCAGGACCUGGCAGUCGAGACAAUCGAACUACUCCUACGAGAGAAGUACGACGAAACGGAGAAUCGUCUCGGACACGCCCAAAUCAUCCAGCUCCUGAAGUUCUGUCUCAAGACGUACUUUACAUUCGACGGAACAAUCUACGAGCAGGUGAAGGGAACGCCAAUGGGUUCGCCGAUUUCGGGACUCAUAGCCGAGGCGGUCCUUCAACGGCUGGAGUCGCUGGUUUUCCGACACCACAGACCGAAAUUCUGGGCUCGGUGUGUGGAUGACACCUUCGUCGUCAUCGAACGGGAUCAGGUGCUGACUUUCAAAGAACAACUCAACGCCGUCUUCCCGGACAUUCGAUUUACGAUGGAGGAGGAGGAUGAGGAGGAGGAGGAGGAGGAGGAGGAGGAGGAGGAGGAAAACAAUCAGCUGGCCUUCCUGGAUGUCCUCGUCUGCCGCAAAGAUUGUGCUGGCCUAAAAACCAAAGUGUUCAGGAAAGCGACAAAUACGAUGCAAAUACUGAACUUCAAUAGCAACCACCCGAUCAUUCACAAACGCAGUUGCGUAAGGGCGCUAUACCGGCGUGUUGAGACGCACUGCAGUGAAAUGGAAGACAAGGUUGCUGAAUUACAAUAUCUUCGACGGGUAAUGAGAGCCAAUGGCUACCCGCGCAACUUUGUCAACCAAUGCAUACGAAAAGGACACCAGAGACCAAAUCCAACUAGCCCUAAAUUUUGGCGGGCUCUUCCGUACGUGAAGAACGUCUCGGAAGCCGUCAGUCGUCUUCUCACUCCACUUGGAGUUGGGGUUGCACACAGGCCGGAAGCAACCAUUAGGCGCCAAGUAAUGAGGCCAAAAAACCCGCUGCCAUGGCAGGAAACGUCUGGAGUCGUUUACCGGAUCUGGUGUAGUUGCGUACAAAGCAAUUAUGUCGGAGAAACUGGGAGAUUUCUCCGUACGCGACUUGCCGAGCUCGCAGCAGCAGUAAGGCGGGGAGACGCUAACUUUCAGGUGGCGGCACACUCGACGGGACCCGGCCAUAUUUUCAAAUUUCAAGAGGCCGAAAUCCUCGCAAGUGGUGACAACCGCGUGAGCCGCCAGCUGCUCGAGUCAUGGUUCUCAGGCCCGCAAUCCAUCAACAAACACAAUGACCUCCCGGUGGCCUAUUCCGUAUUGCGAUUUUCCCUGGGCAGGAGAAUCAGUCACGUGGGGAAGGCGCGGGCGAGCAAUUAUCGCGGUGACAGUGAGCCAGUUUGCCGAGCAAUCGUCACACUAGCAUCCAGCACGGAUGACGAAAUCGCGGCAACUAACAACUCGGACUCGGACCGCCAAGCCACCGCCGCAUCAAUUACGACCCCAGCGGCGAUUGUGAGAACUGUUAAUUGCAGUGCGCAUACGGUCCCACGGCAGCCACGUGCUAUAAAUACUGCACUCCUGGUGCCACCUUCACCUCUAUCUGCGAAUGUCUCUGAUGAUGGAUUCGAGUGAGAAUCCGAAACGUCAGGCAAAUAAACUUCUUGUCCCAGUGAUCGCAUCUUAAUCUUCUGGAGAAUGGAUUUUUGACGUUGACAAAGAGCUCAAAAACCAACGGCUUCUCACAGGUUAGAUGCCAGCUUCUACGCCGAAAUCACGCCCAUACCCCAAGAAAGGCUUGCAAUGUCUUUGAUGGUGUAUGGCGGACAUAUUUCACUUGGGGCUACCGGAACAGGGUCAGCCCGUGACAGCAGGCGCCUGUUGUCAAGUUUUAAAAAUGUCAAUAAUGCAAAAACUAAGCUCUCAGAAUCGUUUGGAGCACAAUGUACUUCCUUUUUUAAAGAAGGCACUGAGAACCCAGCUCCUUGAUGGACAAUAGUGACUUGUAUCGAUGGUAAUGACAUAAAUAAGUAAAAAUUAAAAAAAUUUCCGACAAACGUUCUUCUUAUCAUUUGUUAAAAAACGAUACCAAGUAACACCGCUCCUGGUAUAGUUAAUAAAUGUUAAACAAAAUGCCUAUCACAUAUGAGGAACCGCCGACGUUAUGGAACAUUUUUUUAGAGAACAUGAAAAUACUCAUAGGGUUUCUGCGCAAUAAGCGCUUUUGAAAGGUGCUUAAAAAUAAGCUGAGCGAAAAGUUGGUAUUAUAAUCCCACACGACCUGGUCAAGGUAAAAUUUCAAGAUAAUAAGUCUAGUAGCGUCAUCUGAGUUAUGCAUCACAUAUGAGAAUUCGUGUAAAGAUUUCUAAAAUUGCGGAAUUUGCACUUGCGCCUACUCUUGGAGUCAAGCACCCACCUGCCCCCUCCUAUGCAAGUGUAAAGUGAGCGUCUCGGCUCCUUCUGCAUGCGGCUCCCCUGCUGCAUGCGUGGCAGGAGUCUGAAACGAGGACGGUGCGUCGAGCGCCGCAGCACGGAAGUCAGCCGACUGACGUCCCAACUCAGUCAACACAGUCUGUCCAGUUGUGUUUGUUGUGUUGAGUGGCGUACUGAUGGGCAAAGAGACAGGUUGUCACGAGACCUUCUCAAGCGAUCUGUGACACUCUUGUAUGUGGGGAAAGUAUUUGUGUGUGUGUGUGUGUUGUGCCCUCCCAGCGGGCCACAUUUUAGAUGCGCUGGACCAACACGGGGGCCACAUCGGACUCUGGCAGGCGUUAUCUGUCCGCAAUAAAAAAUGCCAACAUUUGCGGGGUGCGCUGGCGGACCCUGUUGUCGGCAUUCGUCGCACAACCAGACCACCGCCAGCACCCCAUUGUUUUGUGGUCAAAAUCCUGGUCAUUUGUGUGUGGAGCAGGGGGUGCGGACUGGAGCGCUAAGGCGAGGAUCCGUCCGAGACAUCCACCUGCGGCCUUCCUCGUCUCCGGUCUUCUUGACUCUGUCUUGACACCGGGCUCAGGCGGGGGAGGAGGAGAGAGUGUAGGUAGAUGCUACGCAAGUCUACUGGCACUAUAAACCCCUGCGCAAGUCACCGUCCCUGCUACCACCGCUGCUGCAGCUGUGGGGCACACGGUGGACAUCAUCGAGAUCGAUGGUCGAACUGUCGUGUGUGUGUGUGUGUGCGUGUGUGUGUGUGGGGUGUAGGGGUGUCAGCGGUGGGUUCACGUGAAGGUCGUAGUGGUCGCUCACUUGUUUGCUGGUGAGACUACGCCUAGCGUCCACUUGCUGGCACCCAACUCCCACCUGUGGCUUCAAGUAGCUGGGCUCUGCUCAGCGGCCACACCCCGGGCAACCGCCUCGACCGGUGGGCUAAACCAGGUGAGGGUGGUUACUCCCUGUGCGCGUUGUGCCGCGUGCACAGGUGACUGCGGACUCCGUGGACGGUUGGUCGGAUGGAACACCGCGUCGGCGCCGUCGUGACGAGGCUCUGUCUGGCACACCAAUGGUCAGCCGGUUGGUGGUGGAUCGUCGCAUCGGCAUCGUCGAGACGAGGCUCCGCCUGGUACGCCGUGGAUCAGCCGGUGGGAUGGAUCUCCGAAUUGGCAUUGUCGACACGCGCCCAUCUGGUGCACCGUAG
Messenger RNA from Spirometra erinaceieuropaei, 4348 nucleotides. NCBI's taxonomy places the organism in Eukaryota, Metazoa, Platyhelminthes, Cestoda, Diphyllobothriidea, Diphyllobothriidae. The record is from the annotation of a GenBank genome assembly.